Molecule: messenger RNA, 1237 nt
Organism: Anopheles merus
Lineage: Eukaryota; Metazoa; Arthropoda; Insecta; Diptera; Culicidae
Exons: 4
Coding region: 61-768 (235 amino acids)
Source: RefSeq, a predicted model, not a curated record
AUAUCGAUCAGUAGUUCAUUCGCACUCACCCAGAUCCGAUUGCUCCAAGUGUAGUGUAAAAUGUUGCUAGUGCUUGCUAUGCUGUUUUGUUUGUUUACAUCAUCCACCGUCAAUAGUGAUCCCACAUUUCAGCAAUAUGCAGAACUUAUGUUCCAAUUCGAUGCAGUUUUUGAAACACUGUGUCUAGCGCAAACGAACGACUCAAGCAAAGCUCGGAAAAUGGUUGAAGCUAAUCAAGCCCUUCAAGUCUGUGUCAAUCUGCAUCACGAUCCGCAAAAUUUCACCAAUGCACUGGAUUCUUUGACUCCUGCAAAUCAUAACGCUUUCAUCAAUUAUAACUGUGACCAAUUUGAGGAAAUCAAAAAAUGCUACCUUCCUUUUACACGCCAGCUGGAAGUAUGCUUUACCGGGCGCGAUGUUUCAAUGAUUAAGACAUUGAUUCUGCUAGAAGAAGAGUUUGCGUUCAUAUGUGAAAAAGAUGGAGCAAAUAUUGUUACCGUGCAACAGUCCAAUUACUCAUACUGUGCUGGAAAUCUGAAAGACCUUCUACAUAAUUGCACCACAUCGGGUUGGGCUGAAUUACGUAGUAAAACUAUCGAAACAAUGACAAAACGCGACUGCAGCGUUUUCCAAAACCUAGCAUCCUGCUUCCAGGAAAACAUUACCAAAUGUGGAGCGCCCCUUUUUGCAAGGCUAUUUGGUAUACGGUAUCACGCAAUCGUAAAACAGACUUCAUGUAGCACAAAAACACUCUCAACAGAUACAUAAUGCAGGCCCCGUCUUGACAAAUUUUACAGCAAGAUAGAAAAAAUGCCUCAAAUAAUUAUUAAACAACAGUAACAUAUUGCUAUCUGCUAUCAUUAAAUGUAAUAAAGUAUUCGGACAUAUCAUUAAGCGAAUUAGCCACAAACAUUGGAGACGACCCAACAAAAACGAAUGAUCUCCUAAAUAAAUUAAAAGGGAUUUAUUCAAUAGAGAUUUACAAUGGGUACCUAUUAUUGCUAGUUUGAGGAUUGUAACAACAAACUGAAUGACAACAGCAUUCCCACAUUUAUUUGUUUGUUUUAGUAGUGGAAAAAUAGAUUUUUUCGAGAAUGGCCGACUGAUGAUUUAAAAGUAAGAAAACGAUGGACGCAAACCUGUGAUUGCAAGAAUGAUUCCUGAUAUGAACGCACGAUUGUUUUUCAAUGCACAUAUGUUUAUCCGAUAAUGUUUAUUAUUUUGAUUCUAAUUCUCU